GUACCUUUACGUCAACAUGGUGGUAGAGUCGUUUCAGAGCAUCGGUCGCGGACCAUUCAAAAUGAAUCUCAUUGGAGUAAUUUUAAUGGCCUGGGAUCAUCGACGGGGAGUCUUCACGGGGGCAGUUAUGCCGCAGGUCAUGGGCAAAGUAAUCAUGUGGCAUUGGAUACCAUUGACAGCAGACACACGCUCUCAACCGACACGUCUUUUCAGUGGUUCCGACCAAAUGCAACUCGCCAAGAAGCUACACAGAUGCUGAUAAACAAGGAGCCAGGUCGUUUCAUUAUUCGAACAAGCAAGUCACAACCAGAUUGUUAUGCACUGGUUGUACGGGUACCAAUAUCUGCAGAUGACAGUGAACCAGUGCGAACUUUUCUGCUGAAUCGUGUGAAGGGCGGAGACGCGAUACAUUUACGCGGAUUCGAGAGUGAACCUAUCUUUCCUUCGUUGUCAGCUUUUGUCCACGACCACACAAUUCAUCAAGGUGCCUUGCCAGUACUUCUCAAAAUGCCUUUGAGGGGCGCCUUAUCUAGCAACUACUUGGCAGGCGCAACCAACAGUCCUUCAGUAGGCCGAUAUAGUACUUCUGAAACUGAUUUCUUUAUUGAUGUUCUGUAUUUGGGAAGCGUUGACGUUUUCCCUCUGCAAGGCGAAUCAGCUGUAAAACGAGCUGUGGAACAGGUUUUAUCUCAAGCAAAUAAUCCAUUGAAAGGAUUAAAGAAGAAAUGCGAAGCAACCGUGAUGUGUUCAGUUGGCAAGGGCAUAACAAUUGUCGAUAAGAAUAGUACAAGAUUUACAAAGAAAUCUAUUCCAGCAAACAAGAUUCUCUAUUGCUCCUACGAUCCUGAUGAACGAGUUUUCAAUGCCAUCGAAUUGAAGAAUCGCGGGGUGGCAGAUUCUCAAAUCUUUGCAAUAGUUGUGAAGAAGACACGAUUCACAAUGACUGAACAUGCUGUCUACGUGAUGUGCCAAUUAGAGCCUCAUCAACCUAGUUCGAAUCUUAUCAACUUUAUUAAUCAAAAUCUUCCCGUUCAUUAUCGCUGA
Rodentolepis nana is the source of this 1044-nucleotide messenger RNA. NCBI's taxonomy places the organism in Eukaryota, Metazoa, Platyhelminthes, Cestoda, Cyclophyllidea, Hymenolepididae. The record is from the annotation of a GenBank genome assembly.